Molecule: messenger RNA, 2455 nt
Organism: Schistosoma rodhaini
Lineage: Eukaryota; Metazoa; Platyhelminthes; Trematoda; Strigeidida; Schistosomatidae
Source: the annotation of a GenBank genome assembly
GAUUGAUAGUGUACCAGACACUACACCGUUAUACCUACACCUCCUUUAAAUACUAUACUAUAUCAUGAAAAUCAUUCUUAUUUUAUAGUAAUAACAGUAGGAACAAACUGUAUUCUUUUUUGUAAGCAAUUCAUGAAAAACAAACCAAAUGGUCAAAUGAAUCUAAGCAUACGGUCAACAAUAAUUUUAUUGACUCCGAUCAAUGCACGGGAAUGAAUAAAGACGCGGAUCUAACGCCGCACCUAUAUAUUGCAGCCAAAUUAAUCAACCCGCAUGUAUGUUCUUCACCUAUUUUAUUGGCUUUCAAUAUUUUAAUAAUUUUUUAACAAUAAAUACGGGUAAGUUACUUGAGAAUACAUCAUAUCCAAGUUCGUAAACCUACAAAUGACAUGUUUAAAGUAAUAUAGGAUUUAUGCAAAAUGCCCAUAUAGUACAUGUGUAUAUAUGUAAUAUAUUUCUAAAAGGGUAUUAUUAGUUUUUCUGAGUAUUUCCCAGUCGGUUUGUUAAAUUAAUUAAAAUAAUCCAAGAAAAGACAAAUCGUAUCCAAAAUGAAAUUUCGUAAUUAUAUAAUUUUCCUCAAAAUAUGGUUACUUUUGUUGCAUGUUAUUGUAUGUAAUGGUGACUAUGGAAAAGCUUCCUACGAUCAAGUGGAUAGUGAAUACAAGGAUGCAGUAGAACAAGAAAUAGUCAAAGCACCUUUGAGUUUCAUGCCAGUUUGCAAACCUCAACAAAUACAUACAUUUUCUCAAAAACAAAUUCGAUGUGCAUGCGGGAUCAAAUGUCAAUACUUAUGUCAAGCAAAGACGACAAAAGAAAAAGGUGAACAAGGAAAAACAUGCAGAAGAGUGUGUCAUCAAAAACCAUGUUACCGUCCAUCAAUACACAAAGUUUACCACUAUAGCCUAGCAGGUGGUCUCUGUAGAAUUAAUGAUGUAAUCAAAGGUUCCACUUUCAAAGUUUUCCCAGACUCCUAUACUCUUUGUAAAUAAAAUUGAUAACUGUGACUAGUACAUCAUUCUCUGUUUAUAGUUGUAUUUAGAGAAUUUGAAGAUAAUUGAACAAUACACUUUUGUUGAAUUAGCACGAGUUCCUAUCGUAUUUUCGGCACAUUUAAGACUGGUCGACACAUUCUGUUUAUUAGUCAGACAGAGCAUAAUUGGUUACUAAGUAAUAGGCAAAAAAUUAUUAACAGGAGAUAUUUGAAAAUCAAGUAGUUCAACGAUUUAUGAGGUCAAACAGGUAUUCUCGGUGGAAUUGGAUGGUCGUAGUUAUUUCGCGAAUUAACCAGUGUUGAAGAUGUAAAUAAUUGGAUUCUGACUCAGCAGUCUAAAAUUAAUGCGCUCCUCAUAAGACCUGAAGGUUACGACUCCUACCAUGAAUAUAGUUUUCAAUACGGAAGAGUCCAAAACUAGAAUAAAGCACCUCUUGAUUAUCCACGGUUUAUAAUGGUUCUCUCCUUAUCUGGUGUCUAAUAAAACUAAUCGUUCCAAGAUCCCAAAGAGCUGCAGCGGUAUAUGUAGAAAAACUCAGCCAUAACGUGUUGAACUAACCUUUGUACCUAAACUAAACAAUUAAAAACUUGUCCCACGUAUCUUUCCUUGAAUUGAAACCAUUAAAUUAAUAGUCUGGUGAAAUAAAUGUCAUACACUAGAAAAGUUGUAACAUUAAAUUUGGCUCAAGUAUUGACGACUCCAUGUAAACAUUUAUCGAAUAUUUUCGACAUUGUUAACUUUAAAAUAUAUCCUCAAACUCUGCUAUCAUCGAAUAUUGAUUUAUGUAACAUCAAAAUGUUGUCUGAAUGAAGUGAGAAACGACAAGAAUAUGAAUAUCUUUAUUCAACUAAUGCUAGAUAAUUGACAAUAACUAGUCGACACUCAAAACUAUUCAUCAAGCUUGUAACUUGAGUUUCAUUUAACACAUUUUCCAAUGAUAGUUAAUCUUACUUUUACUUGUAAUAAUAUGGCCAAUAAUACACAUAUGAUUAUUUUAAAGCAAUAUUGCUAAAAAUGUAUUAAGUCAGAAACAAUGGCGAUAUUGUUUUUCAACAAUAACCUUUCAUUUUUAUUUUUCCAAGCCGUUUCAAACAAUAUUCUUAAUAUUCUGAUUUUACAAGGUGGAAUGUUUGUACAUAUCAUGCAAAGUGUGAAGGUAAAACACGUAGAUGGGUACAAUAUCAUCUUUCUUCAUGUCAAAGAGCAAAUACACGACAACGAUUCAAGUUAUGGUUUAAAGAUAUAUAGUUAUUAUAAAAAUAUAUACAUCUAUAUUUACCACUGACAACUUCCAUUCUCUCUUUUGUGUGAUCAAUAUUUAUAAUAAAAUCCUAGUAAGAAAUAUCUCAGACAUUUUUUCUAAAUGCUUCUACGAUUACUAUUACUUGUCAUUUCGAUCAUUUUACUUUUUAUUUGUACGACCGAAAAUACAAAUAAAACAUUUUAUUGAAAUCAGAUUUCAC